Delphinapterus leucas (beluga whale) is the source of this 2758-nucleotide messenger RNA. RefSeq names its product N-glycanase 1 (gene NGLY1). The record is from RefSeq and is a predicted model, not a curated record. Gene Ontology annotation, biological process: glycoprotein catabolic process; protein deglycosylation. NCBI's taxonomy places the organism in Eukaryota, Metazoa, Chordata, Mammalia, Artiodactyla, Monodontidae. Gene Ontology annotation, cellular component: cytoplasm; cytosol; nucleus. Gene Ontology annotation, molecular function: peptide-N4-(N-acetyl-beta-glucosaminyl)asparagine amidase activity.
GUCACGGCCGCGCGCUCGAGUAUGGCGGCGGCGGCGCUGGGCAGUUCCUGUGGGUCCGCGUCCCCGGCGGUGGCCGAGCUCUGUCAGAACACCCCGGAGACCUUCCUGGAGGCCUCCAAGCUGCUGCUCACCUACGCGGACAACAUCCUCAGAAACCCUAAUGAUGAAAAAUAUAGAUCUAUCCGGAUUGGAAACACAACUUUUUCUACUAGACUCUUGCCUGUCAGAGGAGCUGUUGAAUGUUUAUUUGAAAUGGGCUUUGAAGAGGGAGAAACCCAUCUUAUCUUUCCUAAAAAAGCUUCAGUGGAGCAGCUGCAAAAAAUUCGUGACCUGAUUGCCAUAGAGAGGAGUAGCAGAUUGGAUGGAUCAGAUAAGAGCCACAAAGCAGAAUUAUCUCAGCAACUUGCAGCCAGCACCCAGCUUCCUACAGCACAGCCUUCUAGUCCUAAUGGGUUAACCCAGCAUCCAGGGAACAGUGAAGGGCAGUCAUCAAAUCCACCGUCCGCUCCAAUGGUUACUACUGGUGAUUCAGUCAUUCUAAAAGCUCUUCAGUCCAACAUUCAGCAUGUACUGGUCUAUGAGAACCUUGCUGUCCAGGAGAAAGUGCUGGCUUGUAUUCCAGUCCAAGAACUAAAAAGGAGAUCACAAGAAAAGUUAUCUAGAGCUAGAAAAUUGGAUAAAGGUACUAAUGUAAGCGAAGAGGACUUUCUUUUGCUGGAGCUUUUACACUGGUUUAAGGAAGAAUUUUUUCACUGGGUGGAUGACAUUUUGUGCAGCAAAUGUGGUGGCCAGACUAAGUCUAGAGGCGAAUCAUUGUUCCCCAGUGAUGAUGAGCGGAAGUGGGGUGCAAACAGAGUGGAAGAUCAUUACUGUGACGCCUGCCAGUUCAGCAAUCGAUUUCCAAGGUAUAAUAAUCCCGAGAAACUUCUGGAAACAAGAUGUGGACGGUGCGGGGAGUGGGCCAAUUGUUUCACACUGUGCUGCAGAGCCCUGGGCUUCGAAGCCCGCUACGUCUGGGAUUACACAGACCACGUCUGGACAGAAGUGUACUCCCCUUCUCAGCAGCGGUGGCUGCACUGUGACGCGUGUGAAGACGUCUGUGACAAGCCCCUCCUCUAUGAGAUCGGCUGGGGCAAGAAGCUGUCCUACAUCAUCGCAUUUUCUAAAGAUGAGGUGGUUGAUGUCACUUGGCGAUAUUCUUGUAAACAUGAAGAGGUAAUCUCCAGAAGAACUGAAAUUAAAGAAGAGUUACUUCGAGAAACUAUUAAUACACUUAAUAAGCAGAGGCAGAUAUCUUUGUCAGAAAACAGAAGAAAGGAACUUCUCCAGAGGAUCAUUGUGGAGCUUGUUGAAUUUAUAUCUCCCAAAAGCCCUAAGCCUGGAGAACUUGGAGGAAGGAUAUCUGGGUCCUUGGCGUGGAGAGUAGCCCGAGGUGAAACGGAUCCAGAGGGGCCGUGGGUUCGAUUCCUGGUCGGGGAACUAAAGUCCCCCAUGCCAUGUGGUGCAGCCAAAAAAAAAAAAAGUGAUGUGUCCCAAUUUACAUUUUUAACAAUCACGUUGAUGACUGUGUGGAGAAGUGAAGAGUUGAAAGCUGGGAAAUCAGCUGUAGGAGAGGAUUGCAGCAUCCAAUUAAGACAUGGUGGUGGAAAUGAAGUCAUGUUGACACAAAAUCCGAAAAGUAGUAAAGAAACCCUGUUCAUCCCCUCUGAAAACGAGAAGAUUUCUAAACAGCUCCACCUUUGCUAUAAUAUAGUAAAAAAUCAUUAUGUCCGCAUUUCAAGUAAUAACCAAACCAUUUCUGGAUGGGAGAAUGGUGUGUGGAGAAUGGAAUCCAUAUUCAGAAAAGUUGAAACAGACUGGAACAUGGUGUAUUUAACCCGAAAGGAAGGAUCGUCUUAUGCUUACAUUUCCUGGAAGUUUGAAUGUGGGUCAGUUGGCCUCAACGUAGAUAACAUUUCCAUUAGAACAAGUAGCCAGACCUUUGAGACAGGAACAGUACAGUGGAAAUUGAGAUCUGAUGCAGCACAAGUAGAGCUGGCGGGCGAUAAAAUUCUUCGCUCCUAUCAUGAUUUUUCUGGUGCCACUGAAGUUAUUUUGGAAGCAGAAUUAAGCAGAGGAGAUGGUGUUGUUGCUUGGCAACACACCCAGCUGUUUAGACAAAGCUUAAAUGACCCAGAAGAAAAUUGUUUGGAGAUAAUUAUAAAAUUCAGUGACCUUUGAGAACCUGAACAUUAUAGAAAAGCUGGCAAUAAUCAAGGACAUAGCAUGUUCUAAAGUAGUCUGUUGGUUCCCUGCAUGCUUAGAUGGCAGUGUUCUACCCCCUGCUAGCAUAUUUCCUUGUUGGCUAUCCAUCGUGUUAACCCUCAUGAAAAUGUAUCUUUUUACUGUGGACCCUCAUGAAACCUUGAAUUAAAAGCUUCCUUCCAUAUGUGACUCUGAUUUGGAGUGAAGUCUUACUGCCCCACUAUGAGAUUUUAACCUAAAAAUUGUAAGUAUGGUUUUAAAAGUAAAAUGAAGGUAUUCGUGAUUAAAUGCUAUUCGUGAUUAUGAUGACAUCUUAAGCUAAUAAUAGUAACUUGACAGUUUCUGAUCAUUCUGGCAUUAAUUUCUCCGUAAGUAAUUGAAAUAGAUUUCCUAAGAUUUUUAAAUUUUUAAUAAACGUGAAAGUGUAGUAUUUCAUAAGUUAUAGAGCAUGAAAAUUUUUAUGACUGUAAAUACGUACGCAUUUAAGAAAUAAAAUGAAUUAUUUUGCGUUAUA